This is a messenger RNA of Leptonychotes weddellii (Weddell seal), 2899 nucleotides long. Lineage: Eukaryota; Metazoa; Chordata; Mammalia; Carnivora; Phocidae. The record is from RefSeq and is a predicted model, not a curated record.
CGGAAGCGCCGAGUCUCCAUGGCGGCGGCGGCGGGGCCGGUGCUCUGGAGGCGGCUGCUGGGCCUGCUGCCUGGCCGCCCGGGGCUGGCCGCGCUCCUCGGGCGCCUGUCCGACCGUCUGGGCAGGAACCGGGACCGCCGGUGCAGGAGGUCACCAUGGCUGCUGUUGGCUCCUUUGCUGUCCCCGACUGUCCCCCAAGUCACCUCCCCUCCUUGUUGCCUGUGUCCAGAGGGUGUGCACAGGUUCCAGUGGAUCCGAAACCUGGUCCCAGAGUUCGGGGUCUCCAGCUCCCACGUCAGGGUGCUUUCUUCCCCGGCGGAGUUUUUUGAGCUCAUGAAGGGCCAGAUCAAGGUGGCCAAGAGACGCGUGGUGAUGGCGUCGCUCUACCUGGGGACGGGUCCUUUGGAACAGGAACUGGUAGAUUGCCUGGAAAGCACUCUGGAAAAGUCACUCCAAGCCAAGUUCCCUUCAGACCUCAAGGUGUCCAUCCUCUUGGACUUCACACGGGGCUCAAGAGGUAGGAAGAACUCCCGCACAAUGCUGCUCCCGCUGUUACAGAGGUUUCCAGAACAGGUCCGCGUCUCUCUCUUCCACACGCCUAACCUCCGUGGGCUUCUCCGGCUCCUGAUCCCUGAGCGCUUUAAUGAGACGAUCGGCCUGCAGCACAUUAAAGUGUACCUCUUUGACAACAAUGUCAUCUUGAGCGGCGCGAACCUGAGCGACUCCUACUUCACCAACCGCCAGGACCGCUACGUGUUCUUGCAGGACUGCCCCGAAAUUGCGGACUUCUUCACGGAGCUGGUGGACGCAGUGGGGGACGUGUCCCUGCAGUUGCAGGGGGAUGACACAGUGCAGGUGGUGGAGGGGAUGGUGCACCCUUACAAAGGUGACCGGGCUGCAUACUGCAGGGCGGCCAACAAGAGGGUGAUGGAUGUGAUCAACUCGGCCAGGGCCCGCCAGCAAGUGCUGCACGCCCAGACCUUUCAUGGCGACUCCCUCUUGACUCAGGAGGACGCAGCAGCUGCCGGGGACCGGAGGCCAGCCCCCGAUACCUGGAUUUACCCAUUGAUCCAGAUGAAGCCUUUUGAGAUCCAGAUUGACGAGAUCGUCACGGAGACCCUGUUGACAGAGGCUGAGCGAGGAGCCAAGGUCUAUCUCACCACCGGCUACUUCAACCUGACCCAGGCCUACAUGGACCUGGUCUUGGGCACUCGGGCCGAGUACCAGAUCUUGCUGGCCUCCCCGGAGGUGAACGGCUUCUUCGGAGCCAAGGGGGUGGCGGGGGCCAUCCCGGCCGCGUACGUGCACAUCGAGCGACAGUUCUUCAGUGAGGUGUGCAGCCUGGGGCAGCAGGAGCGGGUCCAGCUGCAGGAGUACUGGCGGCGGGGCUGGACGUUCCACGCCAAAGGCCUCUGGCUGUACCUGGCAGGGAGCAGCCUGCCCUGUCUCACGUUGAUUGGCUCUCCUAAUUUUGGGUACAGGUCGGUUCACCGGGACCUGGAGGCCCAGAUCGCCAUAGUGACGGAGAGCCGGGCCCUGCAGCAGCAGCUUCACCAGGAGCAGGAGCAGCUCUACCUGCGCUCAGGUGUGGUGUCGUCCGCUACCUUUGAGCAGCCGAGUCGGCAGGUGAAGCUGUGGGUGAAGAUGGUGACUCCGCUGAUUAAGAACUUCUUCUGAGGACGACAGAAAGAAAUGGUAGAGAUCCGACACCGAGCAGCUAGUUCCUGCCUCUCUUGCCUCCCGAGCAGCCACUUUUGACUCUCCUGUUUCUUCUGACAUUUGCAUACUGGUCUGUAUUUCUAGAUAAUAUGCAUAUAUUGCCACCCCCCCAAAUAUAAAGUCUCAUAAAAAACCCCACCCCAAACCUUGUACCAGUAUUACCCCUGACUGAAACAUGCGCAAGAAUACCUUAGUGUCAUCAAAUACCCCGAACGUGCUCACAGUUUCAGUUCGCCUUAUAUUUUUUAUUUUAUUAAAAUUUUUCUGUGUGUUUGACUUGAGGUUCCGGGUAAGGUCCAGACCUUGUAUGAUAUGGUGAUGUGUCACCUAAGUCUCUUUUCAUCUGUGGGUUUCCCUCAUUUUUUUUUCUUUGCAAAUUUUUUAAGAAUGAACCUCAUUUUUGUUGCAUCUGCCUAAAACAUGGUUUGUGUCAUCUCACAGCAGGGCAUCUUCAAAACACGUAGCAUGUAGAUUUGUCACAGGCCAGGGUGCCCCCCUCUCCCCGCCACUGCCCUAUGUCUCCAGGAGCAGAUUUCAAAACCUUGCUGCCCAAUCUCUACAUCUCCAGGUGCUUGAACCUUCACAGAGAAAGACCUUCCUGAGAGAAGGCCUUCGGGCCCCAGGGUAUGGCAGCUCCUCCUUUGUCAGGGCGGGUUGCUUUCCACUCUGCACGUUGCCCUGGAAGCCGCUUCACGUGGCUCCCUCCCGAGGACUGGCGGCUGCCGAUGGUCCCCUUCGUGGGCUCUGGAAGGCGUGAUUGGCCUCGUCCGCACAGCCUGGCUGUGUGCAUGGGGUGCCCCAGUGCUGGGAGCCUCGGCGAAGGCUGAGAGUGAGUGCAGCCCCUCCCCGCCAGGGCCGGCAGAUCUGCAGGCUUUAGUGGGUGGGAAGCGGGUGGACUGGUGGCCGUGGCCACACUGCUCCGGGGCAGCAGCACGUCCGUUAACACUGUUUGUCUUCAAACUAGUUAUUAAAUUGUCCUGUGGGACAGUUAGACUAGAGAAGCCAAAAGAAUGUGCCAGGGCACUGGGUUUCUGUUUGGAGAGAGGCUUUUGGUAAACAGCGUUCACAUUCCUGCAGAUUCUGUGGGACCAGAGUCAACAUUGUGCCAUGGCCCGGCUUGAGCCCGGCUUGAGCAAUCGGGGCCUGUGUCCUCCAUGCUCAGCUGCUCCCUUUGUCUCUG